Messenger RNA from Tinamus guttatus (white-throated tinamou), 2922 nucleotides. Lineage: Eukaryota; Metazoa; Chordata; Aves; Tinamiformes; Tinamidae. The record is from RefSeq and is a predicted model, not a curated record.
GAAGCACAGCAAGAUUCAUUCCAUCAGGAGUCUGACUGCACAGCCUUCAGAACAGCAUUCAGAGGUGCCAAAACAAGUCAGUGAUAGCUCUAGCUUUGCCUUUGGAGAUGACAGUGAUGCCACAGCAGUGCAGAGUUGCCGGCAAGGAAAGGAAUUGAAAGCUUCAACAGAAGACACUGGACAACACAGGAGCCCUUCCUUGAAGAAGAGCCCAAAGGAAAGCAGAAAGGUGGAUGGAGCAGUGGUGUCAACAGUGGAGGAAGAAGAGGAGACUACUAAGGAAAAGAUGCAGCAGAACAGACCUCAGUCACAGCAACCAAGCACAGGCUCUCUGACUGGCAGCCCUCACCUUUCAGAGCUUUCCAUCAAUUCCCAAGGAGGACCAUCCGUGGCAAAUAUGUCCUUAUCUCCAAACUUGAGCCCUGAUGCCAAGCAGGCAUCUCCCCUGAUCAGCCCUUUGCUGAAUGACCCAUCAUGCAUCAGGACUGAUGAUGAGGAAGAGGUCAAAAGGAAGAGAUUCCCAACUGAGAAGGCUUACUUCAUUGCUAAAGAAGUCGCAACCACAGAACGCACAUACCUGAAGGACCUUGAAGUCAUCACGUCGUGGUUUCAGAGUGCAGUGAAUAAAGAGGAUUGCAUGUCCGAUACACUGAAGAAUCUAAUUUUCUCCAACUUUGAACCUUUGCACAAAUUUCAUGCUGGUUUUCUCAAGGAAAUUGAGCAAAGACUUGCUCUGUGGGAAGGCCGCUCUAAUGCUCACAUUAAAGGAGAUUACCAAAGAAUCGGGGAUGUUAUGCUAAAGAACAUUCAGAGCAUGAAGCAACUGACGGUUCACCUGCGGAAGCACGACGAGGUCCUGGUGGAGCUGGAGAGCAGCAUCAGGGGCUCGCGCAAGCUGGAGACCUUCUGCAGGGACUUUGAGCUGCAGAAAGUCUGCUACCUGCCCCUCAACACCUUCCUGCUGCGGCCCCUGCACAGGCUCAUGCACUACAAGCAGAUCAUGGAGAGGCUCUGCAAGCACUACCCGCCCAACCACAUAGACUUCAGGGAUUCGAGAGCUGCUUUGGCUGAGAUUUCUGAAAUGGUGGCUCAGCUCCACGGCAAUAUGAUAAAGAUGGAGAACUUCCAAAAGCUGCAUGAACUCAAGAAGGACCUGAUAGGCAUAGACAAUCUGGUGAUCCCAGGAAGGGAGUUCAUUAGGCUGGGCAGUCUUAGUAAGUUGUCUGGAAAAGGUUUACAGCAACGGAUGUUCUUCCUGUUUAACGAUAUUUUGCUCUAUACCAGUAGAGGCCUGACAGCAUCAAAUCAGUUCAAAGUCCAUGGGCAUCUGCCACUCUAUGACAUGACAAUAGAAGAAAGCGAGGAGGAAUGGGGGGUUCCUCACUGCCUGACACUGCGGGGGCAACAUCAGUCCAUCAUCGUGGCCGCAAGCACCCGUGCCGAGAUGGACAAGUGGACCGAGGACAUUCAGAUGGCCAUCGACCUGGCCGAGAAGAGCAGCGGCCCCGCACCCGAGCUGCUGGCCAGCAGCCCCCCUGACAGCAAGUCUCCUGAUGAGCCCCCUGUAGACCAGGAAUCUGAGGACGACCUCAGCGCCUCGCGCACCUCCCUGGAGCGGCAGGCCCCGCAGCGGGGCAACACCACGGUGCACGUCUGCUGGCACCGGAACACCAGCGUCUCCAUGGUCGACUUCAGCAUUGCCGUGGAGAACCAGCUGUCUGGAAAUCUCCUAAGAAAGUUCAAAAACAGUAACGGGUGGCAGAAGCUUUGGGUGGUAUUCACCAACUUCUGCAUGUUCUUCUAUAAAUCGCAUCAGGACAAUCAUCCUUUAGCCAGCCUUCCUUUACUGGGAUAUUCACUUACCAUUCCUUCCGAAUCUGAAAACAUUCACAAAGAUUACGUGUUCAAGCUGCAUUUCAAAUCCCACGUGUACUAUUUCAGGGCUGAAAGUGAAUACACAUUUGAAAGAUGGAUGGAAGUGAUCCGAAGUGCCACCAGCUCUGCCUCACGCACCCGUGCCCUGAGCCACAGGGAGCCUCACGCCUAUUGACAGCGACACAGGCGCCGUGGGCAUCGCCCAACGCUGCCCGUUUUCUAGAGGACGUUUUAAACUCUUUUCUCCCUCCAACUUUAGUAAAACCUAACGUUUGUUUUAAAAAAGAAAAAGGAAAAAAAAAAAGCAGCAACAAAGUAUGGUUUUGCAGAAACCUUCACGACUCCCUCAGCAAAACUGUUUAGGUUUUUCCAUAUGGUCAAAAUAGCUUAUCAGGAUCCCAGUGGCUGCCGUUAGUUUCAUGUCUUGUAUUUUGUCAUUCUGUGCUGUUUUUAGCUUGUGCCAGUAUUAAAAUAUUGUCCUUAUUAGAGUGCCAAAUGCCAAAAGACGUUUUGUUGCCUCAAAGAUUGCACCUAAAAAACUCAACAGAGUCACAACCUGAGAACUUUCUCCUGUGAGGCAAACAUUAUUUCUUCUCUUUUCAUAAAAAUAUAUUAUUUUUUUUACCAUGUUAAUCUGUAGACUGCUGGAUUUUUAAAUGUAGAUGGACUUCCACAGUAUAGAAUAUAAUUAUAUAUACAGUCUAACAGGAAUGAGAUAACUUUCAGAUUUCUUUUUUUUCCAGUCUUUCUACAUUUAAUCAAUGAGGAAUUGCUAAUUUUCUAUCUUUAACGAAAACAGUUUACAGCUCAAUCUCAUUUCCCUUUAGGGUUACAUAUACAUGUGGUAUAAAUAAACUCUAGGAUUCUUAUCUAACCAUUUUUUGGUGCAAGUUGACCAAAUUGUUCAUCUGUUGGCUUUGAAAAGUGAGUACUACUUGCGAGAUGAAACUUUUUUUUUUUUUUAAUGAUCCAGUGCAAUAUUAUUCGGGCUGUUAAUGUACUGUGAAUGGUAUGUACAAGGAGAAAUUAAAGGCUGUGGUGACGUUC